GUGUUUGGUUCUCAUCUCAAUCAAAUCUUCAGCAUUUCCCAACUUAAUUUGUCUGCAAAUUUUUGUGUGUGUGGAGUCGUGGGGUGUGGAUAUUUUUGGUUUUUGUUGGGUUGGAUUUUCAGAGUUUUGAGGUGGUGAUAGGAUCAGGUGCUGAGUUGAGGAGUGUUGACCAGUUGACCUCGUUCUUCUUCAGUUGGGAGGAUGCUUUUGUGAUUGGAUUGCUCGGAGAAGAGUGUGCUGAAGAUUUCAAUGGGUUGGAAGAGAUCUGCUUUGGAGUACAAGAGAGUGAAGAUCGUUGGACAAGUUCUAUUGGGAUUUUUGUUGAUCUGCACAAUUCAGAUUUCAAGUGCAGUCACUGAUCCCUCUGAUGUUGCUGCAAUUAAUAGCUUAUAUGCUGCUUGGGGAUCCCCUGUUCUGCCUGGGUGGGUUCCAAGUGGGGGAGAUCCGUGCGGUGAAGGGUGGCAAGGCAUUCAGUGUAAUGGUUCAUUCAUACAAAAAAUCGUUCUUAAUGGUGCAAAUUUGGGAGGAGAACUUGGUGAUAAACUGGCAACGUUUGUUUCUAUUUCAAUAAUUGAACUCAGCAACAACAACAUUGGGGGAAGUAUUCCAUCCAAUUUGCCAGUUACCUUGAAAAACUUAUUUCUUUCAGCCAACCAGUUAACUGGAAGUAUUCCAACCUCUUUAUCCACUUUGACUGGACUGACUGACAUGUCUCUUAACAACAAUCUUUUAACUGGAGAAAUACCAGAUGCAUUUCAGGCACUUCCACUAUUGAUCAAUCUAGAUUUAUCUAAUAAUAGUUUGAGCGGGAAAUUGCCUCCAUCUGUAGAGAAUUUGUCAUCUUUGACCACCUUACGCUUGCAGAAUAAUAAACUGUCUGGGACACUUGAUGUUUUACAAGACCUCCCUCUGAAAGAUUUGAAUAUUGAGAACAACCAGUUUGCUGGCCCAAUACCUCCAAAGUUGCUAAGCAUCCCUAACUUCAGACAAGCUGGAAACCCAUUUAAUAUUAAUGCUACUUCAAUUCCUAGUCCUGCACCUGGCCCUCCAGUGACAGCACCAGUUUCUGGGGCACCACCAGGAACAGUGGUUUCUGGGGCACCAUCAGGAACACCGGUUUCUGGGGCACCACCAGGAACAGUGGUUUCUGGGGCACCACCAGGAACAGUGGUUUCUGGGGCACCAUCUUCUGGUCAUGUACCCACUAAACAGGCUGAUGGACCAACCGGAGCAAAGGAAUCAAAUUCUGGGAAAUCGAAAAAAACCACCAAGAGGGUGGUUUGGAUAUCUAUUGCUAGUGUAUUGGGAUCCGUUAUUUUGAUCCUAGGACUCAUUCUCUUUAUUCCAGGAUGUAUUAGAAGGGAACGUGAUGACAGAAGGUCCAAACGACAUCAAAUUGGUGCAUAUGGAGGAGAAAGACAGAAUGCUAGGGAUUAUGGUGCUUUAGUCCAAACACCUAGUCAAACUGAGAAAGUACCACCAGUAGAGGAUGUUCUGAGGCCAAAAGAGAAUCGUCAAGCAGAGACCAGGAAAGUGGGGGUUACUCCAAAUCCACAGGAUGAGCAAAAGAAGGAUGUGCAAAGAAUUGCAACAGUACCAAAGCCGAAAGAUCAUAGGAUAGAUAUGAGUACACUAGAAGUAUAUUCAAUGCCGCCUGCUCCACCCCCACCUCCUCCACCUCCACCCCCACCCCCACCUCCCCCUCCCCCUCCCCCUCCUCCACCCCCACCUCCUCCUCCUACUAAGAGGGUGAUUGUUGAGCCAACCAUGUUCCGCAAAGGGACUAAUGCCAAUCCAUCUGUAAAAAGUUCAGUUCCUCCUUCCACUCUGGCAAAAUCUUUCACCAUUGCAUCCCUUCAACAGUAUACAAAUAGCUUUUCUCAAGAAAAUCUUAUAGGAGGAGGCAUGCUGGGCAGGGUGUAUAGGGCAGAGCUUCCUAAUGGGAAGCUGCUUGCUGUCAAGAAACUGGAAAAGAAAGCUUCUGAUCACCAGAAGGAUGAUGAGUUUCUUGAAUUGGUAAAUGAUAUCGACAAAAUGCGACAUGUAAAUAUUGUUGAGCUUGUUGGAUACUGUUCAGAGCAUGGUGAGAGGCUUCUGAUCUAUCAGUACUGCAGUAACGGGUCACUGCAUGAUGCACUCCACUCAGAUGAGGAAUUCAAAACAAAACUCACGUGGAAUACUCGCAUUCUGAUAGCUCUCGGUGCUGCUAAAGCCUUAGAAUAUUUGCAUGAGAAAUGUCAGCCACCUGUGGUACAUAGAAAUUUGAAGUCUGCCAAUAUUCUCCUUGACAAGGAUCUAUCCGCGCGUGUAUCUGAUUGUGGUUUAGCCUCAUUAAUAGUUUCGGGAUCUGUAAGUCAGCUCUCGGGGCACCUGCUAACAACUUACGGCCAUGGAGCUCCAGAAAUGGAGUCAGGAAUUUACACUCACCAAAGUGAUGUUUACAGCUUUGGAGUAAUUAUGUUAGAACUUUUGACUGGUCGUCAGCCCCAUGACAGGACACGUCCGCGAGGAGAACAAUUCCUAGCCAGAUGGGCAAUUCCCCAACUUCAUGAUAUUGAUGCAUUAUCAAGCAUGGUUGAUCCUUCUUUAAUUGGAGAUUACCCUGCUAAAUCAUUGUCAAAUUUUGCAGACAUUAUUUCUCGAUGCCUUCAGUCUGACGCAGAAUUUAGGCCAGCAAUGUCAGAGGUGGUCCAAUACUUACUAAAUAUGAUAAGGAGGGAGUCUUAGCAAAGUGAAUCAAAUGAAAAUUGAGAAUGGUUGUGAUUUUGUUCAUGAAUAAAUGUGCAAAGAUUUUUCCUGCUGAAUAUCAACUAGUAGAGAUAUCAUAUAAUAUACAAGGGCCCAGUUAGUUGUUUCCAUGCUUCAUUACUUCAUCCUAACCUAUUCAACAUUCACAUAUGCUAAGUUCUGCCAGGAGUUUUGUCCAAUCAGCUUCAGAGAAUUGUAGUGACCAACACUCCUUGCAUGUGUGUAGUCUUACUUUAUCUGAUAAUUUCAUAGUUCAUUAAACCAUGCCAUGUUAGUGUUGCAGAGUAAC
This is a messenger RNA of Gastrolobium bilobum, 3037 nucleotides long. Its product is annotated as protein STRUBBELIG-RECEPTOR FAMILY 3-like. Gene Ontology annotation, biological process: protein phosphorylation. The record is from RefSeq and is a predicted model, not a curated record. NCBI's taxonomy places the organism in Eukaryota, Viridiplantae, Streptophyta, Magnoliopsida, Fabales, Fabaceae. The coding region runs from base 250 to 2727 and encodes 825 amino acids. The transcript is spliced from 17 exons. Gene Ontology annotation, molecular function: protein kinase activity; protein binding; ATP binding.